Molecule: messenger RNA, 3149 nt
Organism: Haliotis rufescens (red abalone)
Lineage: Eukaryota; Metazoa; Mollusca; Gastropoda; Lepetellida; Haliotidae
Product: syntaxin-8-like
Exons: 9
Coding region: 39-758 (239 amino acids)
Biological process (GO): intracellular protein transport; vesicle fusion
Cellular component (GO): SNARE complex; endomembrane system
Molecular function (GO): SNARE binding; SNAP receptor activity
Source: RefSeq, a predicted model, not a curated record
UGCGUAAAGGCAUUCGGUGGUUUACUUCCGUCAACAAAAUGGCAGGUGAUUCCUGGUUAUCGGACUACGAUGUCUGUGCCCGACUGGGGCAGGAAAUUAUGGAGAAGAUCAAUGAGAGAAACAAACAUAACCGGACCAGUUCAGCAUACACAAAGCUAUCCGCACAAAUACGAGUGUCAAUGAAACAGUUUUCUGGGGACCUCGGCAAACUCCGACAGAACCUAAUGAGGGCCUCCUCAUCCUACCACAUCACCCAGCGUGAGGUGGAGCGGAGGCAGAUGCAGCUCGAUGGCCUAACCACCAAAGAGAAACAGAUGGAACAGGCCUUCCGCAACGAGACGGGUGAGACCAGGCAAUCACUGUUAGGAAAUCGUGGAACGGACACAUUUGCUUCCAGUGACCCCUGGGGGAUGAACGAGGAUCCAGACAACUUCCGAGGGGUUGCUAAUAAUGAAAUUCAGGCUCAGCAACAGGAUAUUAUUAGAGAACAAGACCAGGGGUUGGAGGCUUUGUCCAGUGUAAUAGCACGACAGAAGAUGAUGGCUGUUGAUAUUGGCAACGAAGUGGAUAAUCAGAAUGAACUAAUUGAUGAUAUAACAGACCACGUGGACAGAACAGGGGAAAGACUGGUCAAAGAAACAUCACACAUUAAAAUUGUAGACAGGAAGUCAAACACGUGUGGUUACUGGGUUGCCAUCGUUCUCCUCUUCAUUGCUAUCAUUGUGAUAGUGGCAGUGCCUUACAACAAAAAGCCCUGAGACAUACAUGAGCUUGCCUGUUUGUGUCUGUGCCCUGUCUGGAUGUCUGUGCACUGUCUGCUGAAGUCUGGCCCUCGAUGGGGCUGCCUGGCCUCUCAGCUACAUCGCUACACAUGCUGGAGGCUGGGUGUGCUCACACAAGAACGUGUAUCUGGAGCAAUCAACAAGCUGGGAGAUCGUCAUGGUGAUGAUUAGACCUUUACACCUGUUAUUCACACAGGUCUCAGGUGGUCUGCUUCAGACCCAGCGGUCCGGAUACAGACCACAGGCAGCGUCAUCGGAACUGAGCAUGUUAUAGGCAUAUAACUAGGUGAUGGUUUGGCUCAUGGACAUAUGUUUAUUACUGAUGUAUUUUUGUAAGUUUGUUAAGGUGAUCUGGUGAGAAAACCAAUAUCGUGAGAAUACUGUUGGAUAGAAGUGUGGAUUGGCUGUAUUUUAUGGAAGUUGUACCUUUAAGAAUCUGCUUGCGUGUGUAAACUGACACUCUGGGUUAUACAAGAUACUGGUUUUCUCAAUUGUCAACGUGUAAGUAGUCCACACCAAAUUUUGUCUUCUUUUACGCGUUAGCCUGAUGUUAAUUCUGCAAAACAUUUUGUUUUUAUGAAAUUAACCUCAUCUCAACCAGAGAACAUUCCUUUUUUUAUCAUAUUGCCACCUGCAACUUUCAAAUUGACUAAGAGAAUUCAUAAAACAAGAUAUUAAGUUGUCUGGACUUUAAACAUGAAUUCCUUUCAACACAAAAAGCAAGGGAACUGCUCCUUAAUAUAUAUUUAUAAUGUUAUAAAGAUUUGUAUGAGUAAAUGAGUAUAUAUUUAGUAUUUCAUGUAUAUUUUAAGCUCAUGUAAGUUUUGUACAAAACAAAAUUGUAUAUGUUUUCAACUAAUGUCCAUUUACAUCAUCAUGAUUGAUCAUUAUGAGGAACAGAAAAUAAUUUUGUGUAUUUAUUAAAUAAAUAAAAUCCUUCUGCUUUACAGAAGGUAAAGAUGAAUGACCUAUUGAGCCUAACAGCUUACUCAUAUUGAUGAUGUUAAUUACGCCACACAGUUUAUAUUUUCAUUUCACGGGCCCGCCAAGCCUCUAAGAGAAAAUAAAUUAAACAAAAAGUUUUUUUCAUAUUAUUUCUCCUGCUGGUAAUAUAGACCCUCUGAUACAAUAAAAAAAAUAUAUAUCAAUUCCAUGUCUACAACACUAUCAGUGAUUCAAGAAGCCAGCUGCAGUUAUAACUCUACUGCAGAAUGACUUUCAUAUGAAUAAAUAAAUGAUUGACAUAGCUGUUAUUUUAUUUUUUAUUUCGACCAACCUUGUGUGGAAGAGCUGGAAUAUAUCCCUGAAACAUAAAAUUAAUAAAGUGUGGCCUAAGGUAAUGUUACUUUAUAUUACCUUUCCAGUCUGAGCAUAUUGACUACAGUAAACUACGUUUAAAACGAACCGUUAUAAAGAAAGUUAUAAAGAACUGACGGAUUUAACACUACUUUUUGGUCCUGUUUAUUUGCUGUGUAUAGGCUGUGUAAGUGCUUGUAACAAACUACAGUUAUAACGAACUAAAGUUAGUCAUCCCUUUUAGUUCACUAUAACCAUAGUUUACUGUAUAUACUGGCUGUGAAAGUCUCUGAUCAACCUGAUGUAAUGUAAGUCAGUAUUGUAGGUUUCAAUGCACAAUAUCAUCAGCUGUAUGAAAAAGUCUCUAUAACUUUCCCAAUCCACACUGGAUCACAUUUUGCAUGCAUAUUUUCCCACUACUCGACAUGACAUACUAUGUAAAACAUUUUGCUGUGAUAUUUCUUUGUGAAUAUUCCUCAUCUUCAGUUUGGAAAAUAUAAACCAUGCUAAUAAUUUUCUAAUGUUUCCAACAAACAAAUAAGAAUGUACUUCCAAAUACUACAGCUAUUUCCUGAAGGAACAUAAUGAAUAUAUACAUGUUCUAUUCUAUUUGAGCUGUUAUGAUUAAGCAUGUUGAUCAUAUUGUUCAUAUGAAGCCUCUAAGGCUUAAAGGAAGCGGGCAGCUGUGGCUUGACAUGACACCCAGUGAUGCCAUUCAUGAAACAGAGAUUCAGAAUGUCAAAAUACCUCACAACCCGAGAGACCCGUGAAGAUCCGGUGUAGAAUACUGUAUUCGACGUAAUAAGCGCCCCGCUGUAAUAAGCACCCAAGUCGAGAUUUGCUAAUAUAUUGGCUAGUGAACAAUCCCAAUUAGCACCCCUUCUGACCCCUAUUUGCAUAUAAUACGCACCGCUUCCUUCAUUCCUUCACCUAUUUGCGUACAAUACUCACUCGUGUGUUAUAUGCACCCUUUAUUAUUGGCAAUUAAAUUCAGGAAAAAUAUAUCUGUCGUACAUAAGCAUUUCAGGCUGUCAGCAUAAACCACAAAAUUUAUCUUCCAAAUCUUUUCUU